CGGGAGUAGAAAACGCGAAGUUGCAAAACAGAAAACAAACCCCAGAGUUGAGUUCGGUUUCUCAUAUAUGAAAACUUAAAAACUCACCAUGUGCAUCUCUUGAACUCAACGACCCAACCCGUGCUUUCUCUAUUUCUUGGCAUUCACUGUUAGAACAUUUUAGAUAAUGAUGAUUACACAACUUAAUGGUGGUAGACUUUCUAGUGGACUGAGAACUAGAAAUAGACAUCAGAAUUCAGUGGCCAAAGCAAUUACAUCAAGGUUUCUAUUGCAACAAGGUGGAGUUCGUGAUUCUUGUGUAGCAUUUGAUAGGAAUUGCCGCCUGUCCUUGGAGCAUAGAAGUAGUGUGCCAUUCUUGGUUACUCGUGGUAGAAAUUCUAAUUUUCUGGUGGCUUAUGAUCCGCUGAAUUCUGAUUUGAGUGUGGAUUCUGCUGAUGGUGAGGAGACGUUUUUUUUAGAAGAUGACAGUGGUUUCAACUGUUUGUCCGGAAAAUACCCCAAGUUAGAAAGGAUACCUAUCGGUGAUUAUCUAGAUUCCAAAAGCGAGGUUGACACAGCACAUUCUCUAGAUAUCAAGCGUGAGCUUACUAUGCUUACUUUGCCUGCAAUUGCGGGACAGGCCCUUGAUCCCUUAGCACAGCUGAUGGAGACUGCUUAUAUUGGUAGAAUAGGUUCUGUCGAGUUGGCUUCUGCAGGUGUUUCUAUAUCGAUCUUUAAUAUUAUCUCGAAGUUGUUUAAUUUUCCUCUCCUCAGUGUUGCUACUUCUUAUGUUGCUGAGGAAGUUUCAAGUAAUGCAAUUGAAGAUUUAACAUCAGUAGGAGGCGGUGGUAAUAGAACACGUUUAACUGAGACGAGCAAAAGAAAGCAGUUAGCCUCAGUGUCAACAGCUUUACUGUUGGCAGUUGGGAUUGGCAUCUUUGAGGCCUUAGCACUAUUUUUGGGUUCUGGACCAUUUCUAAACUUGAUGGGUGUACCAUUGGCAUCUGAGAUGUUUGCUCCAGCUCAAAGAUUUCUCAAGCUCAGAGCCCUUGGAGCUCCAGCAGUAGUAGUUUCCUUGUCUCUUAAUGGCAUAUUUCGUGGAUUUAAAGAUACAAAGACUCCUUUUAUAUGUCUAGGUCUUGGUAACUUGUUAGCUGUAUUCUUAUUUCCCAUAUUUAUCAAUUACUGUCAGAUGGGUAUAACUGGAGCAGCAAUAUCGACUGUGAUGUCUCAGUACAUUGUUGCUGCUGCAAUGAUCUGGUAUUUGAACAAGAAAGUUGUGUUACUGCCUCCGAAGAUGGGAGCUCUGAAAUUUGGUGGCUAUAUAAAAUCUGGUGGCUUUCUUUUGGGAAGAACUCUUGCUGUUCUAGUGACAAUGACACUGGGGACAUCAAUGGCUGCUCGCCAAGGGCCAGAUGCUAUGGCUGCACAUCAGAUAUGCAUGCAAGUCUGGUUGGCUGUAUCUCUUCUAACUGAUGCACUAGCUACAUCUGGUCAGGUCUUGAUUGCAAGUUACAUAUCUAAAGGUGACUUCAAGACUGUCAGAGAAGUUACCAAUUUCGUGUUAAAGAUAGGAGUAGUGACAGGUGUUUCCUUGGCUGCAAUUUUGGGGGUAUCUUUUGGAUCGUUGGCCACUUUGUUCACCAAAGAUCCUAAAGUUUUAGGAAUUGUUAGAACUGGAAUACUGUUUAUCAGUGCCACUCAACCUAUUACUGCAUUAGCUUUUAUUUUUGAUGGCCUCCAUUAUGGUGUUUCUGACUUUCCAUAUGCUGCUUGCUCUAUGAUGUUAGUUGGGGCAAUUUCAUCUGCGUUUUUGCUAUAUGCUCCUCGAGAUUUUGGUCUUCCUGGGGUUUGGUCAGGCUUGGCACUCUUUAUGGCCUUGCGCAUGGUGGCAGGAUUUGUCAGGUUACUAUCAAAAACUGGUCCAUGGUGGUUCCUCCACACUGACUUAGAGAAAGCCAAGUAAUUGAUGCUAGUCUCUAUUGACUCCAAGUGCUACCAAUGAUAUGAGUUUUUAUCUAAUGGAACAAGACAUUAUUUACAGUAAGUGCUACUAAUGAUACGAGUUUUUUAUCUAAUCAAACAAGACAUUUUUUACAGUAAGAAACUGUGAUUAAAAUUAAUCAGUAAUCUGUCUUUGUUUUUGUUUGCUCUUAUAAUUGUUCCUGAUCUUUGUUUUGUGUUUGCAGUUACCUAGUAAAUCAAAUGCAAUAUCCUAGAACAUGUUUUUCUUUCCUUUUGUUUGUUUCUUUAUCAUUUCGUUUAUUUUGUGGUGGGGCUUCACUGUUAAGAGCAGUCAAUGGAGGGAAUAUUCUUAGGAAAGCACUUGAAACUAAAAAUUCUAGUAAGUGAAAGAAAUUGAGCAUGGAAUUACUGAGGCAAUGCUCGAAUGGAAGUGAAGCUUAAGGGUGUUAUGUGAGUCUUGAACUCUAUGGCCUGUUGUUACUAUAAAAUAGAGAAAACCAUUCCCUUAUGAUAGCAAAGUGAGAAGCAAUGAUUUAUCUGUGAACAUUACUAUAAUAGAGUCAUUUUUCCACCAAAGGAUAAGAAAUUGACUACAAAAUAUUACUCCUCUAAUCACACUUGAGAUAUUAGAUCCAAAAAUAGUUGUCUGCCAACCUUAACUGAAUUCUUCUCCAUAAAAAGAGGCUCUGAUCACUAAUUAGCAUAAGUUGUAAGAAUCUGUCAUCUGGUAAAAGAAACAUUGUUGUAUUCAAGCAGUGUUGAGUAAGAAUAGAUUGGUGAUUACAACCCCUUUAUUUUACUGCAAAUUUAUUGCUUUAUUGGUUUUUGUUUUCCUUUAUUCUUCUCUUUGAGACGGGUACUGCUGAUUCAAUCAGGUUUAUAUCAUAUCAUCAUUUCCUCAUUGGUUUUACCUUCUCGUUCGUUGUAGCGUUUAUUUUCUUUUCAGAUUUAAUUGUUUGGUUCUAGAACUACUUAAUCUGCUUCUUUUUCAGCUGGCCUGAAAUCAGAGCAAUCUUGAGGACACCGGUCACUGAGUUUGACUAAUCUCGAAGAAAUCUCAGUGGUUUUUAUUUUUGGUUGAUAAAUUAAUUACUUUGCAACAUUGAAUUCGUUGUAGCUUGUAGAAAUGUUAGGAAACCUUAAACCACAUGUUUAUCUUAUUGAUUUAUGUGAAUGAACUAAUUGCCUUUUGAAUA
Molecule: messenger RNA, 3140 nt
Organism: Pistacia vera
Lineage: Eukaryota; Viridiplantae; Streptophyta; Magnoliopsida; Sapindales; Anacardiaceae
Product: protein DETOXIFICATION 45, chloroplastic
Exons: 15
Coding region: 167-1945 (592 amino acids)
Biological process (GO): transmembrane transport
Cellular component (GO): membrane; chloroplast
Molecular function (GO): antiporter activity; xenobiotic transmembrane transporter activity
Source: RefSeq, a predicted model, not a curated record